This is a messenger RNA of Notodromas monacha, 2133 nucleotides long. The record is from the annotation of a GenBank genome assembly. Lineage: Eukaryota; Metazoa; Arthropoda; Ostracoda; Podocopida; Cyprididae.
AUGCAACGAGCAAAAAAGAAACGCGAGGACGACGAUUCAUCCAAAACCCUCCCGUCUACCAAUGAUUCAGUCGAUCAUGUGAAACAAGAGCGAUCAAAGAAUGAGGAUGUGGAGGUGAAAUUGGAUCAGAGUAAACGAAGUAAAAAUGUUGUACCGAUUAAGAGCGAUUGUGAAGAAACAAAAGUUAACGGAGAACAAGUUUCCCCGGAAGAUUACGAUCCGAAACAUACCAACUACAAACCGAUCAAACAUGCCUGCUGGAAAAGAGGCGCGAAGCAAGUUAUAAAAUGGAAAUUCGGCAUGACACUUCCUUAUCUGGCACUAGCGAGAACAUUGGCUGCGAUGGAGGACACGAAAGGUCGCUUGAAAGUCAUUGAAUAUCUGAGCAACUACUUCCGCUCUGUCCUUGUACUCACACCGGAGGAUUUACUUCCGUCAGUCUAUCUUGUGCUUGGCCAACUUGGCCCCGCCUGGGAAGGAGCUGAGCUGGGUGUUGGGGAGGGUGCCGCUAUCAAAUUAGUUGCCGAAGUAACGGGUCGAAGUGCUGCGAAAAUUCGCCAGUCCAUGGCAGAAAUUGGAGACCUAGGUCAAAUUGCGGAAUCGAGCAAAUCUUCUCAGAAAAUGAUGUUCAAGCCUGCUGCUCUGUCUGUUCGCAAUGUCUAUGAAGCAUUCGUCAGAGUUUCCAAAUUGAAAGGAAAGGAUGCAGUCAAGAGGAAGUGUGAUGAUCUGAAAACGGCUUUUGUUGCCAGUCAGAAAGAGGAAACUCGUUUCAUUGCUAGAAUGUUGCUGGGGAAGAUGCGCAUUGGUUUUGGUGAAGAGUCCAUGUUACAGGCCAUUGGACUUGCCGUCACAAAAACUCCCCCUCUUCAGGAAGAAUAUCCUCCAUCUAUUAUGGAUAAUUCGAAGAAAUUGUCAUCUUCAGCAUUUGACGAGCUUCUGAAAAGUCAAGUUGCGCGCCUCAAACGAGCCUAUUGUGAAUGUCCAUCCUACGAUCUGAUAAUUCCAUUGGUCUGGCAAAAGGGAAUCGAUCAUAUAGAAGAAAACGUGCAGCUCUCACCGGGUGUUCCAGUGAAGCCAAUGCUUGCGCAUCCAACAAAGGGAAUUGAGGAAGUUCUUCAAAGAUUUCAGGGACACACGUUUGCUUGUGAAUUCAAGUAUGACGGAGAACGAGCUCAGAUUCAUCUUAGUGAUGAUGGAACUGUGAACGUAUUCAGUAGAAAUCAAGAGGAUAACACGGGAAAGUAUCCUGAUAUAAUAGCGAGAUUCAAAGGAUCUUUGAAGUCCGAUGUAAAAUCUUGUAUAAUGGAUUCCGAAGCCGUUGCUUUCGACACGGAGAUACAAAGCAUACUUCCUUUUCAGGUUCUUUCUACGAGAAAGAAGAAGGGAGCGGAGUUGGACAAAAUCACGGUUCAAGUUUGCGUGUAUGCGUUUGAUCUUUUGUUUCUCAAUGGCGAAUCCUUGGUGAGGUUACCUUUCAAAGAACGCCGCGAGAAGCUUCGGCAGAUCGUGGUUGAGAAAGAAGGCGAGUUCGCUUUAGCAACAUGCAGGGAUACUGGAAAUGUUGACGAAAUCCAGGAAUUCUUGGAUGAAGCUGUAAAAUCAAAGUGUGAGGGGCUCAUGAUAAAGACGCUGGAGGAGGAAGCUUCAUAUGAGAUUUCUAAACGCUCAUUGAAGUGGCUGAAGCUUAAGAAAGACUAUUUAGACGGCGUUGGGGAUACGCUAGAUCUAGUGCCGAUUGGAGGGUUUCUCGGCAAAGGAAAACGCACAGGAUUCUACGGAGGUUUUCUUCUUGCUGUCUAUGAUCCGGAGAAUGAAGAGUAUCAAUCUAUAUGCAAGAUCGGCACGGGAUUUACUGAUGAAUACUUGGAAAAGCAUGCGACAUUUUUCAAGGAUCACGUGAUCCCCUCACCAAAAUCGUAUUACCGUUACGACUCUUCCGUGGAACCGGAUCACUGGUUCGAAGUAGCUCAAGUUUGGGAAGUCAAGUGCGCAGAUUUGAGCUUAUCUCCGAACCAUCAAGCUGCGAUUGGUCGAGUGGAAGCUGAGCGAGGAAUAUCUCUUCGUUUCCCGCGUUUUUUAAAAAUAAGAGAUGACAAGAAUCCAGAGGAUGCGACGACAGCGUCUCAGGUAUGA